Salmo salar (Atlantic salmon) is the source of this 1631-nucleotide messenger RNA. Lineage: Eukaryota; Metazoa; Chordata; Actinopteri; Salmoniformes; Salmonidae. The record is from RefSeq and is a predicted model, not a curated record.
GAUUAAUCUAUUAUCUCUCUCUCUCCCUCUCUCUCUCUCGCUCUCUGAGGGGGGGAGGGGUGUUGUUGAGUUCUGAGUUGGCAUGACGAUCCGACUCCCUGCCGUCCAGAGCCUUCUGUCCGUUUCCACGGUGACCUGUUCUCCAAGUUCCGGACCUGUGGAACACCGACUGGAACACCGACUGGAUUACCGUUGUUCCGCAGACGGAGUGUGUUCAGAGAGAGGGGAGUUCUGGGAAAGCAGUGAGGAUGCCAGUGCAGCAGAUCUCCGUGGUCCCCGCUCGGGAGAUGGCCAAUAACGGCCGGAGCGCCCCUCGCUCCAAAGACAAGACCGAGAGUACUAAAGGAGGUCCAGGUCGGUCAGGUAGUCGAUCCAGCAACAUCUUGAAGGCCAGCAGUUCUACGACGGGAUUGGCUCCUGGCAGUGUUUCCAGGACAACUCCCUCCUCUCAGGACAUCUGCAGGCCGGUGCCACUGGGUCGUGUAGAGGAAGGUUGUUACACAGCAGUGAUGAAGCUGAGCAGUGCGGCAUUAGGCUCCUCCCAGACCGCGUUAGGCUCCUCCCAGCAGGGCCAAACCAGGAAGAAGAAAAAACCAAACAGGAAGAGAGACUCCUGCUCCGGCCCCGACGCCGCCCCAGCGCCCGCACAAGAUGACCCGGUCCAACACAGUGACGACCGCGGCGACCACAGCUCUGACCGUGUCGGGGAGAGGAGAGGGGAGAGGAGAGGGGAGAGGAGGAGGGAGAAGAGAGGGGAACACCCACGCCACCGUAGCGCCGCCCCUCCUGAAUCUGAUUCGUCGUCGGACGGGGAGGCGGGGCGGGAGGCCAGAAGCUGGAGCAGGGAGAAAGCCAAGAGGGGGCGACGCCGCAGUGGGAGUAGCAGGGAGAGGGGAGAGGGGAUGGAGCUGCAGUCUGUCGGGUCCGACCAGGGGAAGGAGAACCGAGAGAAAGAGGUUCCGCUGGAGAACGGUUCCGGAGUGAAGAACCGGCGAGGAGGAGGAGGAGGAGGAGGGGAGGAGAGGAGGAGGAGGAGCUCCCAGCGCAGGGAGGGGGAGGGGCCUACGUUCCGUAGCCCAUCAUUGGCUGAGGAUGGAGAGGGGGAGGGACAGAUCACUAAGAAUUACCAGGAGACCGGGUCAGUGGGUGGAGACAUGUCCGCUCUGUCGCCACGGAGACGUGGGGGCUGCAACGCCCCCGAAGGCUGCUCCGAUGACGAGCCAGAAGCCUGCAGGAUCUGCCACUGUGAAGGAGAUGAGGACUGUGUGCUGAUCACCCCGUGCCGCUGUACAGGCAGCAUGAGGUUUGUUCACCAGGACUGUCUGAACCAGUGGAUCAAAUCAUCAGACACACACUGCUGUGAACUCUGCCAGUACCACUUCAUUAUGGAGGCUCACCUGAAACCUCUACGCAAGUGGGAGAAGCUCCAGAUGUCGACCAGCGAGAGGAGGAAGAUCUUGUGCUCUGUGAUGUUCCACCUGGUGGCGGUUGGUUGUGUUGUCUGGUCCGUGUACGUCCUCGUCAACAGAACCCUCCACGAGAUCAACCUGGGACGCAACACCGACGACAUGUGGAGAAUAUCAGUGAUGAAGUACUACACUGCUGAGGGUAAGGAGGGUCUGGGGGGAUAA